CAGUGUCGCCUACUGUCGCAAACGCGCCAACCGCAACACGUUCACGUUCAGACGCAAGAUGAGCAGUGUGGACAGUGCGAUGGCGCUGAGCCUCUUCAAGCGCGCCCUCAAGGCAAACCCGUCUGCGACAGUGAAGGAGCUGCGGCACAUUUACUGCAAGGAUGUUGGGCAGGAUGAGGGAUCUUUGUCGCCACAAGUGCGCAAGGAACUCAAGACGCUGAUGAUUGAGGCCGCGUCCGCAAUGGAGGACGAGCAAGAAGGUGGCCAGGAGGAAGAGCACGCGGACGCAAAACAAGGCGAUGAUGGCGAGGAGCAUGACGGAGAUGCAGGCAGUGAGAAGAACGGGGCAGGCCAACAGAGAGACGUGUCACCGUCCCCACCGGAUUCGCCAGUGACGAAGCAGAAGCCGCAGACAAAGGGCAAGGCUGAGGUGGACCUGAGCGAUUCCGACUUUGACAGUGACCAACCCGAGGAGGAGGAGGAGACGCGCAGUCGCAGGCGCAGCAGCGCGAAGGCCAAGAAGCAGCCAGCCGUCAAAGCAGCAAAGACAUCAGCGGCCAAGAAGACCCGCCACAUCGACAGCGACAGCGACGGCGCUGGAAGUGGUGAAGAUGAUGAUGAUGAUGGUGAGAGGAAGGAGAGUGACAGUGAUAGCGAUGACGAAGAAGACACGCCAUCCUCGUCCUCAAAGACAAAGACCAAGAAGCAGAAGACCAAGCAGUCUGCCAAGAGCGAGUCUGACGCGGUGAAAUCGUAUCGCAAGAUGGUCUGGAAGUGUGGUAUUCGUCCAAAGUACAGCCAGCUCUUCACGCCAGGCAUGAGUGACGGUCGCAAGGUGUCGAAGCUGCGCAAACUCAUCAAGGAGUUCUUUGACAAGAUUGGUUUCAAGGGCAACAUCACGCUGUCAAACUGCGAGCGGGCCAAGGAGCGCUACGAUGAGCAGCGCGAGCUGGACGAGCUCGACGUAUCCAACAUCAUCCAAGAUGAGGGCGGGCGGCGGCCGCGGCGGGCAGCGAGCAGAGCAGCCCGCAAAAACGUGCAGCAGACAUUGCGCCAACAGGAGGCGUAUUUCGACGACGAGGAGGAGGAGGAGGAGGACAGGGUGGCGUGGUCGGGCCGCCGUGGUGGUCGCAGGGGGAAGAAGGCCAAGAGUGGCGAUGGUGAUGGUGAUGGUAGCAGUGGUGGUGAUAGCGACGAUGAUGGUGGGAGUGAGGAGGGGGUGGAGAGUGAUGAUGAGGAGGAAGAGGAAAAGAAGGGCAAGAAGGCAAAGAGUAAGAAAGCAGCGGUGGACAGGCGAACGAAGAAGAUGGUGGCGGCUGUGAGUGGCAGUGACAGCGACAGCGACGAUGGUGUUGAGCAGGGCGAAGCACAGAAGAAGCGAGGCGCCAAAACAAAUGGUGCUGGUGCUGGUGACGGUGAGGAGGAGGAGGAGGGUGAGUCGCCCACGAAGCGAGCCAAGACGACGCCUGGGGUGCGACGCAUGCUGGAGAGCAGCGAAGAUGAAGACGAAGACGAAGAUGAAGAUGAAGACGAAGAUGAAGAUGAAGAUGAGAAGGAGGUGGAGGAGGGGAAGGAGAAGGCCAAGAAGAAGGAGGAGGAGGAACAAGAGAAGGGAGGCAGCGAUGAUGAUGGUGAUGAAGAGGAGGACGAGUAUGAAGCGGUGGAAGAGGAGGAAGACAGUGACGAUGAGGGCGAUGACAGCGACUUUGACCCAGCGGAGUAUGAGUAAACGAACGCACAUGGGGCGGGGAAUGUAACAAAGAG
Messenger RNA from Salpingoeca rosetta, 1764 nucleotides. RefSeq lists its product as uncharacterized. Lineage: Eukaryota; Choanoflagellata; Craspedida; Salpingoecidae. The record is from RefSeq and is a predicted model, not a curated record. The transcript is spliced from 5 exons. The coding region runs from base 59 to 1729 and encodes 556 amino acids. Gene Ontology annotation, cellular component: nucleus.